AUGAACUCUGAUACAUUUUACAAUCAGACACGAAAGCGACAUCCGCUUGUCAGUGUUGAUGAUAGUCUGACGAAAAAACGUCUCGAAAAUAAUCAUCAACUUUCAUUGAUGAAGAUGGCGUAUGCAACAAGAACAUUUUGGUCACAAGCUGAAGCUUUGGACUUCAUGAUGGAAAGACAAAAAAAUAAUAAUUCAGACGAAAUUCUUUAUUUAUUCAGUUUUGAAUCUCAACCGGAAGGAAAACGUCGAUAUCAAGUUGCUGAUAUUGAUAUUUUUAUUCAUGAAUACUACCAAUUACCUGCCAAUCAACGUCAUACAUACGAAAUUAUUGUUGAUAAAAAACCAUCAAAACUUUAUUUUGAUCUUGAAUAUGAUAUUGUCGCUAAUCCAAAUAUCGAUGGACCUAGAUUAACUACUAAUUUUAUCCAGUUUGUUCUCAAUUUUAUGCGAAAACGAAGUGACGAUUUGGAUUAUUCAAUCAAAGAUGUUCUUGUUCUGGAUUCUACAUCACCAAAAAAGUUUAGUCGCCAUUUGAUAUUUCAAACAAAAGAUCCGUUUCUGGAUAAUAUUGCCGUUGGCAAAUUCGUUAAUCUUAUCUUAGAAGAUAUUCAUGGUUGUUUAAUCAAUCAUCAAUGUCCAGGCGUAAUAAAUUCUUCAUUGUCUCGAGUGCAACAAAAUCAAUCAUAUGCUGAUUCAACAGUUUUUUCAAAAAAUCUUCUUAAUAGUCUUGAACCUCAUUUAUCACGUUUUGAACAUUGUGAUUGUAUUGAUGAUUAUUCACAACUCAAAUUUAAAGAUAUGAUAGAAUUUAUGGUUAAUAAAAGUGACGGUACUGGAAUAAUAUGGUUUUGUGAUAUGGGUGUUUAUACAAAAAAUCGAGCAUUUCGAUUACUUCGAUCGAGUAAAUUUGAUAAACAAGAAUGUUUUACAAUUGCACCAGAAAAUCAAUGGAAACCAAUUUUACGACGUUGCCGUUCUACAACCAGUAAACCGAACGAUGCGGAACGGCAAACAUUUAUGGCUUCACUUGUUUAUUUUAAUAAACCAAUUCGACGUUUUAUUGAUGUUGAUGAUGAAAAUCCAACUGCUAUACAAAGUAUGAAUUCACGUAUGCAACGUCCAAAUCAUUCAUCACCAUCGUAUAUGACAGAUGAUAUGCGAAAAAUGUCGUUAGACUAUCCAGAAUUAAUCAAUUAUAUGUCGAAUAUAGCACGUGACAAAAAAGAUGAUGGUAACGGUAUUCGUAUCAGUCGAUUAUAUAAAGCGAAAGAAAUUCAAAAUGAUUUUCGAUGGGAAAUUAGUUUCCUGUAUGUGGGAGAUUAUAAAUAUUGUGAAAAAAUAAAACGUCAUCAUAAAGCAAACAAUAUUUAUUUCGUAGUUGAUAUGCGUAAGGGAACAUACAGACAAAAAUGUCAUGAUACUGACUGUAAAACAUUUCAAGGUGUUGAACAAACAUUACCACAGCAUGUCACUCCUUGGUUAAUGUUGCUUGAUGACGAUUGGGAAAAUCAAAAUCCACAAUCAUUGCAGAAAACCAGCUAG
Molecule: messenger RNA, 1542 nt
Organism: Rotaria socialis
Lineage: Eukaryota; Metazoa; Rotifera; Eurotatoria; Philodinida; Philodinidae
Source: the annotation of a GenBank genome assembly